CCAUAGGAUGGAUUUGAAAGUUAAAUCAGUUCCAGCAUUGGUCACAAGCACAAGGACAACGCCAGCGCUUAAAUCAUUGAAAACCCAGCACUCUGUAACUGAUGUUGGGGUUGAAGUUGAACCUCUGGAAAAAGUCGUCGAUGCCUGAAAAUAAUUAGUCCAAUGCCUUUUUCUAUAUGUAAAGAAUCGCGUAGCUUCUGAUCUGACUGAAGAUUUAGCUGCCCAGACUAUGAUACUCAACCUGUCUCUCGUUUCUUUUCUGCCUUGAAACGUGAACCUCGCACUGCAAAUCAUGCCAUACAACAUUUCGCCUGGGAUGUGGGAUGCUUGAACUUGCAAUCAUUCAUGAGAAAAUUUCUCCUCUUACUUGUUUCAAAGCCUUCUCACCGGCCAAGAACGCCUGGCACUUACCAUGUGUUCACAUCUCCUAAAAAACGUGCUCAGCCCUAAUCUCAUUCCCAAGUGUUUGCCUUAUAAGAUGUCCCCGCACGAUCAUCUCUUGAACGCUGAACUGCAAACCCCGUUUCUUACAGUAAUACCACAGAGAUGAAGAGGUCGAAGAUUACCAUGUGCGUUGAAGAACUCACGGUGCGCAUCGGAAGAGACAGGAGCUUUCAUGUCACCACGACCAUAAUUUUCUUUCUGUCUAUGGCGUUUUUCACAAUUGCUUUCGGGAUGUACAUUCACGAUCACGUAAAAAGGCUCGUUAUUUCAGAUGAAUCCUAUUCUGCUCAACUGACUCCACUUCUUACAUUGGCACCCACUUCAGUGUUUUCGCUAUUCAAUCUUUCAUUGGCCGCUUCUUCACCGAUCCCAUUUGAACGUGCAAUUGGUCGGGUGGGUCCAAAGACAUUAUGGCAUUCAAUGAGUGAUGAGGAACUUGCAUGGCAAGCCUCCAUGGUGCCCCGUAACCUAGAGUAUCCUUACAAUCGGACACCGAAGGUGGCGUUCAUGUUCUUGAGCAGAGGGAGACUGCCUUUAGCUCCUCUUUGGGAGAGAUUCUUCAAGGGACACGAGGAUCUCUAUUCAAUCUACCUGCACAUGUCGGUGGACCUCAGCAAUGACGAAAUGCCGGAGACGUCAGUGUUUUACAAGCGCAGAAUACCAAGCAAGCCAGUUCAAUGGGGAAGGGCAAGCAUGAUCGAUGCCGAGAGGCGCCUCCUGGCUAAUGCCCUGCUUGACUUCUCCAACGAGAGAUUCGUGUUACUCUCGGAAACGUGCAUUCCUCUUUUCAACUUCACCACGGUCUACAGCUACCUCAUCAACUCUAAUCAGAGCUUCCUUGGCUCGUUUGACGACCCUAGGCCCGUGGGAAGAGGCCGAUACAACAAACGGAUGUGGCCCACAGUGUCGUUGUCCGAGUGGCGUAAAGGCUCUCAAUGGUUCGAAGUCCAACGCAGGGUCGCUGUCGACAUAGUGUCUGAUGUCACGUACUACCCCGUGUUUCGGGACCACUGCAAGCCCCCUUGUUACAUGGACGAACAUUACUUGCCGACCCUUGUCACUAAAGUUCGCCUAGGCGCAAACUUGAACAGGAGCAUCACUUGGGUUGAUUGGUCCAGAGGCGGUCCACAUCCCACGACAUUUACGAGGGCAGACAUGUCUCGGGUGUUCUUGAAUAGGAUAAGACAUGGAUUUAAUUGUACUUACAAUGGCAUCACGACCUCGAUUUGCUUCCUUUUCGCUAGAAAGUUUCAUCCAAACACUCUUCAGCCUCUCCUCAAGAUAGCUCCCCCAUUGCUUGGCUUUAUCCCAUAGAACAGGAUAACAUAGCAGUGUCAAAUGGAAGACUGGACAUGACUUAUGAGGAGCAGGCGUGUUUUCUAGAACUCUCACUGACCAGCUGAACCGUCCUCAAUGGAGUAACAAACAGUAGUGGCUACAAACUUGAUAAGAGAAAUGAUUACAAGUUGGCUCAAGAUCAAAUACAUAAGAUUGAACUCUGGUCUGAUAGCAACAAACAAAAGUCAUCUAGGGAGACGUUGACCUUAACAUUGGUCCUUUGAUGUCAACCUCAGGCUUUUCGGUGAUAAAUGGCGAAAUGCAGCAGACGACAUGAUUAUUCCUGUUUGUACAA
Molecule: messenger RNA, 2077 nt
Organism: Syzygium oleosum
Lineage: Eukaryota; Viridiplantae; Streptophyta; Magnoliopsida; Myrtales; Myrtaceae
Product: glycosyltransferase BC10
Exons: 2
Coding region: 547-1758 (403 amino acids)
Cellular component (GO): membrane
Molecular function (GO): glycosyltransferase activity
Source: RefSeq, a predicted model, not a curated record